Messenger RNA from Nicotiana tabacum (common tobacco), 323 nucleotides. RefSeq lists its product as uncharacterized. NCBI's taxonomy places the organism in Eukaryota, Viridiplantae, Streptophyta, Magnoliopsida, Solanales, Solanaceae. Gene Ontology annotation, molecular function: nucleic acid binding; RNA-DNA hybrid ribonuclease activity. The record is from RefSeq and is a predicted model, not a curated record.
AUGGCAAUUGAUCAGGAUGUGGAAGAAUUGUCAAUCAUGGGAGACUCGAACUUGAUUAUCCUACAAGCUCAAGGUGAAUGGGAAACUCAGAAUGUUAAGCUUAUUCUAUACAGGCAAUAUGUUGAAUAUCUUAGCAAGCGGUUCAAAUCUGUCGAGUUCAGGUACAUUCCUCGGUUUCACAAUGAGUUGGUCGAUGCACUAGCUACUUUGGCCUCGAUGCUACCAUAUACAGGCAAUGUCCACAUUGACCCAUUGGAAAUCCAAAUUCCACAAAGACAUGGUUAUUGCAGCGUAGUUGAAAUAGAUCCUGAUGCUCAAACAUG